AUGCCAUCAAGAGCGUCGACAGCACGCUCCACCCGGCCUUCUUCUGCGGGUGGCCGCAAACGCUCGAAUUCGGCAUUGGGCGGGAGAGUCCCCUCCGUCUCCCGUGCCUCACCUGCCCCCGCCGCCGAGUUUGUCGACACCCCGGAUAAUGAUUUGAGACUGAAGGUUGGCCCAAUCUUCCGGGACGCGCAACGCAACACUGCAACACACCGAAAGCUGGCCGUCACCCUCCGAAAGAUUCAUGAAGCUUGCUGCUACGAGACGCCGGACCAAAAGACGACUGACAAUGACUUUGACGAAAAGGCCUUCAACACCGAGUUCAUCCGCUGUGUCUUGAAAGUCAUGCCAGUAAAGAAGACUGAGAGUGUGGGCGAAAAGUCUAUCCGCUUUAUUGGCUUCUACCUGCGACACUCGAAUGAUAAAGAUAACGAGCUUCUGGGCGACAUGGCCGACGACGCCAGCCAUAUGCCGGAAACACCAAGCACACGAUUGAUAUCCGACUUGAUGGAAGCCGUCGUCCCUCUCAUGAUUGCAAAGGACAAGUUUGUCCGCUACCGGUCGACACAGCUGCUCUCGCAGAUUAUCAACUCUCUCGAUGCGCUUGAUGACAACCUGUUCCAGUCCCUCCGCCACGCGCUUUUGAAGAGAAUUCGCGACAAAGAGGCCAUGGUCCGCGUUCAGGCAGUCCUCGGGCUUGGCCGCCUCGUCGGUAACCAGUCCGACGGCCUCACCAACUCGGAAGACAGCGAUGCCGACCAGGAGUCUGGCUUGCUGGAGAAGCUUCUUCAGGUGCUGCAAAAUGACCCCAGUGCCGACGUUCGCCGUUCACUGCUGGUCAACCUUCCGAUUCUCCCGAAUACUCUCCCAUACCUGCUUGAGCGUGCCAGGGAUCAAGAUGCGGCGACGCGUAGGGCAGUCUACUCGCGCUUGCUUCCUGCCCUCGGUGAUUUUCGCCACCUGUCUCUCUCUAUGCGAGAAAAGCUUCUGCGUUGGGGUCUCCGGGAUAGAGACGAGAAUGUGCGCAAAGCUGCUGGAAGGCUUUUCAGAGAUCGAUGGAUUGAGGACUGCGCAGGAACUGCCCAGCAAGAGAACCCCACCCCUAGCUUCGAUGGCCUGCUCGAGCUCCUUGAGCGAGUCGAUGUUAUCAACUCGGGCGUUGAAAAUGGCGUCGCACUUGAGGCAAUGUCUGGUUUCUGGGAAGGCCGGCCCGACUACCGUGAAGCCAUCAGCUUUGACGACGCAUUCUGGGAGACCCUCACUGCCGAAUCUGCCUUUCUCGCUCGCAGCUUCAAUGACUUUUGCCGAAAAGAGGGCAACGGAAAGUACGAAUCGCUGGUCGAAGAGAAACUUCCCGAAGUCACCAAGGUCGCCUACUUCCUUGAGCGUUAUCUGAAUGCCCUGAUAGAAACACUGCGCAGAGCAGAAGACGCUGGUGAGGAGGAAGAUGAAGCCGCGACCGUGGAGCAAGAGUUUAUUGCUGAACAACUACUUCACAUUGCGCUGUCUCUUGACUACUCUGAUGAAGUAGGUCGACGUAAGAUGUUCACCUUGCUCCGCCAAGCCUUGUCGAUUCCCGAGCUUCCCGACGAGGUGACCAAGCUCACCAUCGAGACUCUGCACUACAUUUGCUCCCCCGAUGCCGCCGGCGAGCGUGAGUUUUGCAGCAUCGUCCUCGAAUCGGUUGCCGACGUUCACGACACAAUCUUGGACGAUCUUCCCGCCGACGAUGUCGACGACAGUUUCCACUCUGCGCGGUCUGAAGUCAGCGGCAUGAGCAUGUCAUCUGGUGGCAAGCGUGGCAAGGAGCUGAGCGAGGAAGAUGCCCGUGCCAAGGCAGUUAAGGAGAUUGUCAUCAACAUGAAGUGUUUGCACAUUGUUCAAUGCAUGCUUAGCCACAUUUCGGGCAAUCUCAAGGACAAUGCCGACCUGGUCUCCAUGCUUAACAACUUGGUUGUUCCGGCGGUGCGCAGCCACGAAGCACCUGUCCGCGAACGUGGCCUGGUCUGCCUGGGUCUCUGUGCGCUCCAGGACCGCUCCCUAGCAGAGGAGAACCUGAGCCUGUUUAUUCACUUCUUUAGCAAAGGACACUCGGCGCUUCAAGUCACUUCACUGCACAUUCUGACCGACACUCUCAAUGUCCACGGAGCGCACCUGUUUGCUUCCACGCCGGCACUCCUCAAGGUGUACGUCAAGGCUGUGAAGAGCGGCUCCAGAGCACCAGAAGUGCAAGCCGCCGCCGUCAUGGCAGUCUCCAAGCUUCUGCUUGGCCGCGUGGUGAGCGACGAAGAGGCAUGCCAGGAGCUCCUCAAAUCGCUCGUCGUUGCUUAUUUUGACCCAACUUCGGCUGGAAACCAGACGGUGCGCCAGGCUCUUAACUACUUUUUACCCGUCUUUUGCUACUCCAGAGCCACCAACCAAGAGCUGAUGCGCAGCAUUGCUCUCCCCGCUCUCCACACCCUACUCAACGUCCGCGAAGGCCUAGAGGACGAUGAUGAAGCCGACAUUGAGGAGGACAUGGUCAGCAUGCCGGCCAUCGGCGCCUGUCUUGUCGACUGGACAGACCCUCGCAAGGUCUACAGCCCCACCAGCCUACUCGAGUCGGAAAAGAAGGGCAUCAACGGCGAUGUCCAUCUUGAGUUGGCCCUCGACAUUAUGGACAGGCUACACAGCAAUGUCACCAAGGAAGAGAAGAAGCUCGUUGCCGGACUGCUGAGCAAGCUGUACAUUUCGUCCGGCUCCUCUUCCGACAAGCUUCGAGAGACAUACGAGGAGGUCUGCAUCGCCGUGGAAGAGGGCGUCGUGACGGACGCGCCAAGCAAGAAUGCUCUCUACAAGGUUCACGUGAGCUUGGGCAAGAUUGUCAAUGCACUGGACGAGCAGCAACCGCAGCGCAGCAGCCGCAGCAUCUCGGCCGUGCCAGAGCAGCAAUUUUCUGAAAAGGCCGUCUCGGAAGAGCCCGUCAUCAAGGAAGAGGACGAGGACAGCGACAGCACGGUCAUUGCCAAGCACAACACAAGUACGCCAUCCCAUGCCACGACUUCUGACGAGGAAAUGGACGAGUAA
Messenger RNA from Akanthomyces muscarius, 3063 nucleotides. RefSeq lists its product as uncharacterized. The record is from RefSeq and is a predicted model, not a curated record. Gene Ontology annotation, biological process: mitotic chromosome condensation. The transcript has 2 exons. The coding region runs from base 1 to 3063 and encodes 1020 amino acids. Gene Ontology annotation, cellular component: condensed chromosome; condensin complex. NCBI's taxonomy places the organism in Eukaryota, Fungi, Ascomycota, Sordariomycetes, Hypocreales, Cordycipitaceae.